AACUUUUUCAUUCACUUGUAAAAUGCCAUUGUAUUGAUUGUCUUUGUCUGUUGCGUAUGUACAUUGUAUUUUUAUUUUAUUGUAGCAAGGUUUUUUCCAUAUUUUUGCACUUUAUUUACAUAUGUAAAAAAAAUAGUUACCGUUAGAGAGGUUACAUUCCAGCCAUCAGCUGUCAGCAGUCUGAACUGUAAAUCAGGGUGUGUUCUCUUCUGUAUAAUAACAAACAAUAGUUUUAGCAGUUUAUGUUGCUGAUCGUCCAACGUCAUCGUUGAAUGUGUGUUUUAAUCGUGCAACGUAAACAAAAUAACUCGUUAACGUGUUUCGUGAGUGCGUCGUUAUUACGUCAUGGCAGUGACAGUAAACAGUGCUAACAAGAAUGUUUCGAAAUACAUUAAAUAGUGAUUGAUGUAAGUUUUCAUAUGACGAUUGCCCUUAUGUAAUAAAAAUAGUAGCCAAAUAUUGAGGCAUGUCGUAAAUCAGUUCUUUAGGCAAUGCGUCGCGUAAAAAGUAAAAGCAGGUUAAAGACCUGUUGUUACCGUCAGCAGUAGAUAAUAUGCCUCUUAAAUAUCCUGAGACAUAAUCGUAGAAACAGAUGUAGCUGAGUAGAAAUUGUGCAUCCCACCAUCAGCACCUUCAGGAUGCUAUUUAGUUUACACCGGGAACAGACAAUGUAGGAGCCAAGUUGCAUUUUAACCGUUUUGGACUUUAGCUUUAUAAUGUAAAUAACAUUUUUUACAUUUGUGAGCACUUUGGGUGUAAAUGAUGACAGAAAUGAUCCCAGUGAUUCAAAUCUGAUGAUGGCAUAUAGGCCACCUCGUGAACUUAGAGGCAGAAUUGAAAAUAUCAGAAAAAAAUUUGAAGGUGGAACUGAAAUUUCUCUGCCUCCGGUGAAACCUCUUAAUCGGCCUGAUACCUGCGCCAAGAAACAGCAGAAAACUGCUGGGAAAGAAGCAAUUUCAGAUCUGCACAUAAAAGACAGCGCAUUGCGUGUGGGGGUUGCAUCUCCUCAAGGUGGUGGAAAAAUUAGAGAGAAGUGGGAUCAGAGUAAUUCGUCCACGAAAUCACACAUCAGACGAACGCCAGCAUUUCGUUGUGACAAGAAUAUAGUAGCAAAAGACUUCUCAGGUGGCAGUGGUAAGGUAGACAAUGCUUUAUUCAAUACAAAAGUUAAAAUAUUCGAAGCAGAGCAGAAAGAAAACUUAAAUACAAACAAAUCAAAGGAAAUAUCAGUUCCCACUAGAAAUACAUGUUUUAACCCACCAAGAAAUACUUUUCGUAGUAGGGCUAAUGCUGUACAAUGUGUCAUUAAAACAAUAGCAGAACUGGAGAACAAAAAGAAUGGAGACGUCCUACUCCCAACUUCUAAUGGUAGGAAUCCAGUGACACAGAGUUCAUCACAUGCUGUUAAAAAUCAGCAGAGAGAUCAAAAAAGUGGGACAGUGUCUGUAGCAGAGCUUAAAAGACAUGACCCUGAUGACAGCAUAAAGCAGCAAAAGGUAGACACAUGCACACCUAAGCCCAAGCCAAAAUCAAUUGAUAUACAGUCAAAUUGUAAUUUACAGGGUAUCAGUAACACUAAGGAUACUAUUGAGCCUCUAUUUAGCCAAUAUGAGUGUGAUGAAGUUACAAAGCAGGUUGGUGAUACUGCAAGCGAGACUAGCUGCAAAAUAGUGGAAGAUAAUACUAUUAAUAACAAAUGUUUUAAAGGUGGUGUUCACAAAAGAAAUGCGUCAGACUUGAGCAAUAAUUGUGCACUUGAAUUAACAGACAGUUUGAGAGUUGCCUUGAAAUCACCACUUCCCCAAGGCCCUCCUCCAAAGAAGCCACCAAGAACUUUUGCCCAUUCUCCAGCAACAAAAAGUAAAGUUCAGGAGAAAGUCAUUCAGUUUAGUGCAACGAAGGAAAACAAUGCAUCUCGACCAGUCCCAAGCAAGCCACAGCGUUCUAGGACUGAGCCCCUUCUGAUGCUGAAGAAAUUAGAAGAUGCCCUUAUAACACACCAGCAGAAAGGUAUUGCUGUAAUUACCCCACGUGUGCCAUUAGCUAAUUUUACAGAUCAGGAUAGAGGGACCUCAGGUAGCCGUGCAUCUGUUGCCCAAUCACCAGCUGUCGUCCAACCGCCACCAGUAGUGGCAGAGACAUCAUCUGUGCUAAGUAACUGUCUCAGUUCCCUAAAUUGUGCAACAAACACCAAUCUCUUGUACUGUCAGACUCACUUCUAUGAGAAACCAGCUGAAAGACUGAGCAAAUUCUUUGUUGAUGUUGCUACAAACCGAAGAAAAUUGGACAGUGAACAUGGGUUAUAUGGUACAAUUCAGAAGUCAUACAGUGAGGAGCAUAUUUAUGCAGAACCAUUUUCAUGUAGUGAAGAUCAGACCAGGAAUGUUCAACAGGUUCAGAUGAACAAAUGUGCAACCCUUGGAAGGAAGCAGGCAAAACCAGUUAAAACCUUGUCAGCUUCUGCAGAACAUCUGAAUUCUAGUGACUCCCCAGCUUCCCAUGACACUCUACAUUACAUGUGUACACCUAUUGCCACAGAUGUGCCACCUCCAGCAGUAUUUGAAGCCAUUAACAAAGACUUGCUGUCCCAGACCAUUAAGACUGGUGCUGGAUCACUAUCAAAACGGAACCGUGUUCUUAUUCAAGAGCAUAACACUGAAGACCUUCUUGUUAAAUUGGAGGAUACAGAGAGGGAUACAGUAGCGGGGAAAGGAGAAGCUGGUACUUUCAGCCGAAAGCAACCCCUGCUUCGCCUAGCAACUAUUGUCAGAAACACUGCUAGUCCGACGCCUGCCAGCGUCAGCAACAUCCUACGGCCACCUGACAGAUUUAAGAUACAACUAGUUAUGAACCAAGCCUUUGGUUCUCCACUGCAAGGAGUUCCAACAACACCUGUUGAAGAUGAUGAUGGUGACCUAUUUGAAAAAGAGAUGCCAUCCCUUGGCACAGUAAGCAGCAGCUCUGCUGAUAAUAAUGAUGAGAAAGGAGAACAUAGAUUAAAAAUUCCAACAGAAGAUUCGGAAGAAACCCCAUUGCCAAAUACGGAUUUAUCAAGACUGACAGAGGAACGAAAAGUAUAUGUGCGGCGAGUAUCAAGUCAUGUGUCACAAUUGACUCGGAGAGCUGCAAAUCGCUACAGAGAAAGUCACUACACACAUCUCUUUGACUGUGCUCUGCUUAUUGGUCUCAACCUUGAUUGUGAGAAGAGGGUAAAGGUUCCUUAUAUCAAGUCCAAAUAUCCCCCUCAGGUUGAAGUACCACCUAUGCUGGAGCAUUUAUGUUUCCCUGAUGCUCUUGAGUGGCCCCCAGCACCAGCCUCUCAGAAUGAGGAUCAGAUGUACUCUUUGGUUAUUACAGCAGAGGAUGGAUCAAGAACUUUUGGCUACUGUCGACGUGUCAUGCCAGAGGGAGCACCAAUCUGUCUUCCACUUGCAUACUGCCUCCUCAGCACACACAGAGCACGUGGCUUCUUCUCUAAGGUGUUGCAGGAACUUGAGUCUCGUCAUGGCCAGCCAGAAUGGCUCCAAACGGCUUUUAUAAAGGAACUAUUUACCUGUGAGUUCCCUUUACCUGGACAGGGUUUGCGUUGCCAUAGUACCGGUAAAGCAACAGAUACUGGAUUGGUCAGCACCGUAGCAUCAAAUCUUCGUCGGCCAGCAGAUACUCGCAUGGAAGAUCAUGAUCUUUGUCAUCUUUUCUCAGCCCUGCCCAUUCAUAUUGUACUACAAGUGUUUGGAACUGCAUUGCUGGAGAGGAAGAUCAUUUUUCUCAGCAGCUCACUCAGUAAAUUAUCAGCCUGCAUUGAAGCACUGGAAGCAAUGUUGUAUCCCUUCUCAUGGCAGUACACUUUCAUAACAAUACUGCCAUCCUCAAAACUGGAAGUUUGUGAAGCUCCAACACCUUAUAUAAUAGGUGUUUUAAAAGGAAAAGAAGGGUCUAAACCAGAUAUAAAAAUGGAUGAGGGUGUCAUUGUGGAUUUGGAUGAAGGGCGAUUGUGCUGCAGUGUUGGAGAUGAAAGCACUAUUCUACCAACCCGACUGCGCCGCUGCUUAAAAGUGGCACUUCAGCUUGUAACAGCACAAGAAAGUGAUGCCUCACGCAAUGUACUUAUCUCUGAAGCAUUUCUUCGCAUGUUUGUUGAAGUCUGUGGACACUACCAAACAUAUAUUGUUACACAACAGGACGGCAGACGAAUGUUUGAGCGUGAGUCUUUCAUAAAAGCUGUCCAGUCACGAAGUGUACAGAUGUUUUUAGAAUGGUUCACAGAGACAGCGAUGUUCUCAGAGUUCAUUACUACACGAGUUGAACAACAGUCUGAGGCAAAAGGUAUGUUUGAACAGCGAGUUGCUGAACACAUUGAGGAAAUGGAAAAAAACACUGUAUUGUUCCUUCGAAAUUACAAAGGAAUCAACAAGAAAGUAAAAACAUUUGGAGAUCGCCUCAAAGACUGGACGCCCUUCUCAUAAACAGACCAAAGAUUUUAGAAGCUGUGCCUGAGUGUUUGGCUGAUUGAAGAAAAGUGCCAUGUGGCAUUCUAUUCUGCAAGAAAACUGACUGAAUCUCAAAAAUUGUUUGAGUUUUAUUUUUCCUCUAAAGUGCAGUACAAAAUGUAGUUUUGGUUAUACCAAAACAUUAGUGCCAUCUGCCACCACCCCUGCUUACUCAUCCUGUAGCUUUAUGUGCUCUGUCUCAUUUUACAUGUAAUCUAUAAUAUUACUAUGUUUUUUUUCUUUUUGGCAUGUUACAUUUAUCAGACAAAAUGUUUUUAUCUUAUUUGUGUUGAUAGGGAUGUAUGAUGUAGCAGAUGUAUGCCAUGAAGUUUAUUUAUGUGGAGAUCUGUCUGGUUUGUGUGUUGUUGACAUUGUCAUUGACUCAAAUAUAAUGUGGAUAAAUGGCAUUAGUUGUAAACUUGUGUGUAUUUUAGUAUUUGUUGGAAUACUGUAAAUGGUUAAUGUUUCAAUAUUUUAUAGUGUUUCAGUUCUAUUUGAUUCUAUUAUGAAAAUCUCAAAGUUUCACAUAAAAAGUUGUUGUGCAACUUAGUGCAUACUGUUGAGUGUUAAUUUAAACCAUCACAUGUCGGAGGCCUUUCUUAUAUUUAAUUUAUUUUGAAAUCAUGUCUCAAAAGAGUGCACUGCUUAGAAUCCAAGUUAUUAAAGGUACCUGUUUGUUAGAUCAGUAGCAUAUGUUCCUGUCUGGUGCUGAUUUAAUAUGUUUUACUGAUCGAUUUGAGUGUUUAUAAAAUUAACAGAAGACCGAAGGGCAGUCCAGCAUUGAACUUUCACCGGUGAUGAAAUUCAGAAUACUUCUGAUAGAAAAAAGACUUAGAUUUUGAGCCAAUUAUUGCUUGUCUCUGGGGAAAGGGGGGAGGAAGAGGGAUAUGAUGGUGAAAGUUAGAAAGGAGGGGCAGACCCCUAAGUCCCAGGAUAAAAGUGAGCCACCUAUCUAUUGGCAAAAAUAGUAAUAAUAAUUUCACCUCAUAAUGCUAAAUAGUGGCAGGCCAUCCUGUCUCCUUGUAAUUUUAUAAUUUUCUCAAGAGAAUUUGGGUGUAUGUCUUACAUUUGUUCAAAAUUUACAAACACUUUCCAUGUUAAUAGUUAACCCCAGUAUCUGCACUAUUUUGGGAUCUUUUUUUCUGAUAAUGUGUGAUGUGGAGUGUGGUGUACACCACAUAAUUGUUUACUUUGGCUCUCUCUGGUAAAUAGUGUUUUGUUGAUUACAUGUGCUUCACUAGUGAAGUUCCUGUUAUAUAAAUGCUGUAUGCUCUCAAAAAUUUAUUUGCUAUUAAAAUGAAAAGGGAGACAUAGAACUUUAUAACCUUUAGAUUAAUAAAACUUAAGUGCUUACAGAGUGACUUGAGCAAUAAACGUAAGUCAGUGCAAUGCCAAAAUUCUAAAGUGUACUUUAGUUAGCUGCAGCAGGAAACAGUAUUACUCCAGUGAAUAAAGAAUAUUUGACAGUAUAGAGCUAUGUUGAACUAAGAAAUUAUUAUGAAAUUUUCACUUCCUUUUCUGUAAAAAUCCAUUUAACAUGACUACAGCCUUAUAUUAAACUGUUGUGUUCUGUCAUUUGAUAUGUGUUUUUGAGAAAGCCUAAGUGUCAUACUUUAGCUAUUACUAUACAUAUAAAGACUCAGCAAAGCUUUAAAUCAAACAUUAUUCUUUCAUAUACUGAUUAGGGUUAUGGUCUCGGAUAAAGAUUUUCACAAAAAUGCAUGUGUUUGAAGAACUCUUGGCAAACCGAAAUCUUGCAGUAGUAAUUAUGAAAUUACAUCAUAACAAAGGUCGGUACUGCACAGCAAGUGUAAUGUGUACUUGCACAAUAACAAUUGGAUUAUAAAUGGUUGGUGUGGAGGGUAACGGACGGGGAUUUAAUGUGAGAGGCAACUUACUUAUACAUUUAGUGAGCAGCUCACUCAUAUGAAAAUAGUGGACAGAUUUCUUAUUUAUGAAUGGACAACUUACUUGCAUAUGGAGCGGGCAGCCUUUUUACAUACAGAGUGGACAACCUUUUUACAAAUGUAGUGUGCAGCUUACUUAUUUCUCUGCAGGCAGAGGUAGUAUCAGAGGAGACUGCUGUCAUUAUAAACCAGUUUACUAGUCAUAGUAGCCAUACUUUGACAUUUGGAAGAGAUCUUCCAACUGUUAUGUACAUAGGUAGCAAAUGUUAUUCCAUUCAGAUCUGAAGACUCCUUUUUAAGGCAUCACAUUAUACAUAUCCAUCAUUGUUAUAGUAUUCAUGUUACAGUUAUUAACGAAUUUGUACUGAUAUUAGGUCAUCUGCAUAAAGGAAGUUUAUUUAUGUAGUAAAAGUAUUGUUGUAUCUAGUUAUAAUUUUAGGUAUAUGUUACUUGUGUAAUAUAGUGGAGAUUGACUUACUAUCUUUAUUAUGUUUACUGUAAAAUAUGCUGUUGUGCUUAUUGUCGGGGUAAAAAGGUCUUUGUUUGGUGCUCUGGUGGGUUCGUGUAGUACUUAAAUGACAAUAUUCACAGUAUGUCAAACAUUUAUACUUUUUACUAGUAUCAAUUGUAAUAUACAUUCUUGUUCGUAUCUUGCUUCAUUUCAAGUGUAAGUGAUGUGUUUAUACAUUUUAUGUAGUGAAAGAAGGAAGGAGACACACUCUUUUAAGUGCAAAAAAAAUUAGUUAUUAUAGGAUUUCUGUUACAGGUAUCCAUUCCAGAAUCCCAGUCAUUUUGGGCCAUUUGAAUGUAAUUGUAAUUUAAGAAUUAUUUAAUUUCAAUAUCCUUAACUUACAGAUAUCCACAAAUGGUCCAAAAGAAAAAAGUCAUGCAUAUACAUCAUUGUCACAAGUGCACUUUCCUCAAAUAGUUGAUUAACGUACUAACUCUUAUUAUCUAAAGAUGUAUAGGAUAAGUACAUUUACCAUAGUGGCAAUUAAUUUCCCCCACUUAAUGUUUCAGUCUAAUAUACAUUUAUUUUCUUCAUUACAUUUAAUAUCUUUGAUGGGAUUUCUCUGAUAUGUCUAUUAAGCAAGCUAUUGAGAAGACUUGCACAGUGCCCUAUAGAUUGGUAUGUCCAUGCUUUGAAUUUGUUACCAACCAAACUGUAAAAUGUGCAGAAUUUUAACAGUCAUAAAUAGCUUGAAAGAGUUACUCAGAUAAAUUUAAUUUGCCUCAACUAAUCAAUUCAAGAACAUUGUGCCCCGCACAUGACCUGAAAAUUGCUCACUAUUGAAUUACCAGAGGAUGUAAUAACUUUGCUGUCAGUUACUGAUAACUCCAUUUACUAAAUACCUUUCUGUUACCAGGCAUAAACUAUUGAUUAAAAUUUUGGUUCAUCAUUAGUAAUCUCUUUAAAAUGUAUUUUUUCUUGAACAGAUGAACUGUACGCAGUUCAAGCAGUAAUUUCUUUAAGCCAACCUUUUAUCAUGUUUCUUCCUAGUGUGUUUCUUUUUUGUGUUCUGAUUUUUAUUGUUUUUUCUUUUUAUAUUUCUGCAGUUGUAGACAUUGUGCAUGCCAUGGAAAAAUCAAACCUCACGAAAGAACAGCACAUGACUCUUCGCAGGGCAAGAAAAUUGAAAAAGUGGGAGACAAUGUCGAAGAAAAAGUGGGUGGAAGUUAGGAACACUUUUGAACCACCAACUUUCUCUCAAUAGCAACAAAAAGUUAUAGAUGAGCUUUACUGAAUUUCUGUGCAGCAUUAAAAAAAGAAAACAAAUCUGGCUUGCUGCAUAGUUGAAAAUCUUAGCUCCUGAAUUUUAUUUAUUUUCACCAUCAUGAGGACUGAUCACUUUUUAUAAACUGCAUUUCUCUUAGUGGUCCAUCAUAGCUCCUUUUACAAGGGAAUCCAUUCAUUCUACAUUACUCUUUUCCCCUAAGUUGCGGUUCCUGUCAAAUACAUAAUUUUUUGUUCAUCUGCUUUACUUAUUAGCCACUUCAUUUCUUCAUGUAGCUUAUAAAAUACACCACAGCAGUCAGUCACAUCUGCCAUCAGGGGAUAGUCUGUUAGACUUAGCUCCUCUUAAAGACUGCUCAUACAUUAAAUCGAGCAGAAGAGACAAGGAAUUAUCUUGCAUCUCCAAGAGAGAAAGAUGUGGUGGUCGUUUUGUCUUAUCGAAUAAGCGAGACAUUUGCUCAUGUCUACUACUUGAAAGUAAAUUACUCCCACAUAAAGUAAUAUAGAGUGCUAGAAAUACUCAACAAUUUUUAUGUUCAUACAUAAAAUAAGGAAAAGGCAACCACUCACCUAUUGCAGAUUGGUGCGUGGAUCACGGUAAUACGUAACAGAAAACAGCAUUCACACUAGCUUUUGAGCACUAGUCCUUUUUCCAGCAUUAGUACACACACGCACACAGACAUCCAAAUGCACAUUACUGUGACCAAGGCAAAUCUUUUCAUGGCCACAGGAGUGUGCAUUUGGGAGCCUUCAUGGUUGUGUGUGAGAAUGUGUGUACUAUUACUGGAAAAAGAACUAGUGCUUGAAAGCUAUAGAUGAUACUGUUUUCUGUUGUGUGUUGCUGUAUUCCAUACAUCAAUCUAUUAUAGGAAGGUGGUUUCCAGGCCAUUAUUUUAUGUAUUGGUCCAUCCAGGAAUGUCCAUUACUGUUAAAAUAUUUUUAUUCGUGUACUGUACCUAUUGUACAUGCAGAAACCAUUAGUAAAGUUCCCUAGCAUAUCUCUCUUAUUUCUGACUGUAUUAAAAUGCUCAGCAUAUUUUUACAGCAUAUAUUCUUAAACUGAGGAAGGCAUACACGGACUAGAAUUUAUGCCUAUUUUAUGUGUGAAGGUUAUCACUGAAAUGAAUAUCAAACUGGAAAAUUAAGGAUGGAAUAACGACAGUAUUACAAAAGGAUAGAUUGCUAUGCAUCAUAUAGAGAAGAUGUUCAGUCACAAACAGGCACAAUGAAAAGGAGGAGGACUUUUUUCUCCAAAGGUUUAAAUGUAUAGCAGUCCUUUUGUUGUGCCAGUAUGUGACUCCCUGUCUUAUCUACAUGGUGAGUAGCAGGCUAUGUUUUUCAUAAUAUUACAUGAAUAUCCUGUAUUUAAAAAGUAUAUUGAAUAUUACAUAUUUCAAUGCUGCAGAAGUACUAAGGAAAUAGAAUAUUUUAAUUUUAAUUUUAUAGUGCCUGAGACAAUUCCUAUGCAUACAUCUGUCAGUGAUUUUUCUGUAUUGUAAUUGAGAUUGGAGGUUCUCAUUUUUAUAUGAUUACUAAUUUUUCCCAUGUGUGUAAACACAGUUGUGGAAGAUUGUCUAUUUUUUGUGUACUGUUCAGUCUUCCCUAAAGACUGGUGUCUGAUACAAUGGCGUAUUAUGCAACUAAUUUGUUAAAUUUAGUUUUGAUUUUAGUAAAUUAUUCAUUAAUGCUCGUGUAACAUGUACAAUGUCAGCAAAAGUUUAUAUUUUAUAAGAGUAUUGUACACCCAAUUAUGGCAGUUGCAACAGUUUUACAAAAUGAUGUACAGAAUUUAAAUUAAGCAAAAAAUAUUUGUGAGCAAACAAACAAAGUUUGCAUGUGUACUGUAGUGAACUGUGGAAUUGUCUGUCUACCUUUAUUCUUGAUCUUCCUAUCCCCCCCUUUUUUCAUGAAACAUUUUUAUUAAUGGUAGUCCAAUGCAUAUCUCCAUUUUUGCUUAUCAUAUUGUAGAUUUAUUUAAGUUAUUUUCAUUUAGUAAUCUUACUUCCAAAUGUGAGUGGCACUUUGAAAAUUUUAUUCACCUACAAAUAAAAUCAAGCAAAAUUUAAGAACAUCCCAUCAACUGCAAUAUAUUGGUGAAUUAGAUAAACCACCAUAAGGAUUUCAUAAUUGGGUUACAAUUUAUAGUGCAUAAAUGACUGGAGGUAAAAUAAUCAUCAUCCCAGGCAUCUCUGUUUCAUCAAAAUUGUGUAGCUGUUGCCUUUAGCAUUGCAUUAUAACACUAUCUCUCUCUCUCUAUCUCUCUCUUCCUUUCUCUCAUCAAGAGUAACACAUCAAACAUGAAACCACAGAAAAAUGUUCAGUUGCAUUAUAGGGAAAAAUUAAAUGCCAACUAUGUACGAGCAGCAAUUUUUUCCCUCACUUCCAAAGAAUAUAACAUCAGGCUAGGAAGAGCCAAGCAGCAUGGCAUGGCAAAAUUUUCGAUGUGCUCCCUCACUUUAUGCAUGUGCGCGCGCGCACACACACACAUACACACACACACACACACACACACACACACACACACACACACACACACACACACACACGCACUGAAAAUACAUUAUAGUACUAUGAGCUACGUUCUCUGAUGUUUGAAGUUAUCACUGUAAAAGCUCAGGACUGUAUUUUUCAAAUAUGCAUGAUUCAUUUGAAGUAGUGAUUGUAACAGAGCAUGCAUAGAUAUCAUAUAAUUUUCAUGCAUUCAGUUUGGUGCACUGUUGUAAUUUCCAUUAUAUUGUCAGUAUGAUAAUGUGGCCUAUUGUAUUUCUUUUAUUGAUGCAUCACUGUGAUUGUUUCCUGGAAUAUUUACAUGUUUGUUUAACACGUUUGUCAUCUUAAUUAAUUACAUUGGUUUCAUACCAAAUGGGAAUAAAUACAGUGCUCACUUAUUGGCAUGCAAGGUGAUAGCAGGUGUGCAGAGACAAAGAAUCUAGAGCUUUUGAAACACGGUUCCUAUAGCAUAGACAGGAAAAAUAACUAUAAAACUAAUGUGUUAUGAGAGACCAGAUGGGAAGGUUAAAUAGGUCCGUGAAACAAGAGAGGCAUCUUUGCAUAAAGUGGAGUGGAAUUUAAUACAGAUUCGUUAUUUCAGUCCUUUUGUAUAUGAUGAGUUACAAUAAGUGUAGGUCUGCUGUCACCUUCUGUACCAGUAAGUAGACAUUGUCCUCUCAUCAUUUAAUUUUAAGUUUUAUUUUUGACUACCUUUUCCAGAACAGAUAUUUGUUGUAAAUAAUAUUGUAGAAAUACUUAGCAACAAAAUUUUCUGUUUAAAUACAGGCAUUAUAUGUUGCAAUUUUCUCUUUGAAAAGAGGUUGUCUUUGAACAGCUUUCGUAAAUGUAAGAUCAUUUUGCUUUUUACUUCCAACAGUGUCAGAGAGAGACUGAAAACAUAGACAUGUAUUCAUACUCACCAGUGCCUUAUUUUUUGUGGAUUUUAAAUCUUAUAAUAGUAAUGUGAAUACUGUGAUUGAAAGUUCUUAAAUGUAGAAUAUUUUUCUUUAAAAGAGAAUUAAAAAUAAUUCUUUGUACAAAUGUAAUCAAAGCUUUAAACAGAAAACACAGUAUUUUUGUUGCUGCAUACAACAUUGUAUUAUUGUAAAGUAACAUUGUGAUUUAUGUUAUGGGGCAUUAAAGCUACUUUUUUUCU
Messenger RNA from Schistocerca gregaria, 11778 nucleotides. RefSeq lists its product as uncharacterized. The transcript is spliced from 12 exons. The coding region runs from base 795 to 4466 and encodes 1223 amino acids. The record is from RefSeq and is a predicted model, not a curated record. NCBI's taxonomy places the organism in Eukaryota, Metazoa, Arthropoda, Insecta, Orthoptera, Acrididae.